AUGGUUCGCCCAAAGAAACAAAGUAAGAGGGUGUCAGUCCGGCUGAGGCACAAGAUCGAGAAGAAAGUCGCAGCUAAGGCCAGAAAAGAUCGCAAGGCGUCGAAGAAGGACCCCACAUGGAAAAGUCGACUAAAGAAAGACCCCGGGAUACCAAACAUGUUCCCGUACAAGGAGCAGAUGCUAGAGGAGAUAGAGGAGGGGAGACGACAGAAAGAGGAAGAGAAGCUAAAACGAAAAGAGGCUAAGUCGAAGGCUGCUAAACCGACAGCAGCUGAGGAAAACGGGUCUGAUGUAGAUGAUAUGGUGGAUGUCGAGGAGGAAGAAGAAGAUGAAAGCGAACUCUCGGAAAUGGAUGAGGGUGAAGAUGCUGGCCAGAGUAAUGGGAAUGCCAUGGCUGCCCUGUUAGCAUCGGCGAGGGCUAGGGCUAGGCAAUUUGAGGGUGCCGACGGCGACGGCGACUCCGACGACGCUAUGGACGAUGAUGACGAUAACGAGGGUCCUUCACGUUCUAUCCCAGCCGCCAUUACCUCGAACCGACCGGAUUCUUCUCUCAAAUCCUUCUCGAAACACUUCCAAACCGUCCUAUCUUCAGCAGACGUUUUGUUAUAUGUUCUAGACGCCAGGGACCCCAUUGGAACAAGAUCGUUAGCGAUUGAGCAGCAAAUCCGUGCAGAUUCCCUAGGCUCCAAGCGACUCAUACUUCUUUUGAAUAAAAUUGACUUGGUUCCGACACAAGUGCUCAAGGACUGGUUGGUACAUCUCAGAAGAUAUUUCCCUACUCUUCCAAUCAAAGCGAGCAAACCCGCCACAGGUGCCCACACAUUCGACCACAAAGACCUUACAACGGCUUCGACAGCAAGGACUGUCGUUAACGCCCUCAAGUCCUAUGCUAAACUGAAGCAAUUGAAACGAGCUAUCAGCGUCGGUGUGGUAGGGUAUCCAAACGUUGGAAAAUCAUCUGUCAUCAACGCAAUCCUAUCGAGAGGUAGUUCUACUCAAACGGCUUGUCCUGUUGGUGCAGAAGCCGGUGUCACUACGUCUGUUCGCGAAGUCAAAUUGGACUCGAAACUCAAACUCUUAGACUCGCCGGGUAUUGUUUUCCCCGGAAAGGAAAUUGACGCCGCCGCUCUGACACUACUAAAUGCCCUGCCACCGAAACAAAUGCCAGAAACCACAAUUCCUGCUGUUACUCUACUUCUCUCGAGGUUGGCUGACAAACCGGGCCAACUUGAACACUUGACCCAACUUUACCAACUUCCACCUUUGAUCACCGGGCUUUCGCAAAAAGACCUCACGAUGGACUUUUUAAUCCAUGUAGCUAGGAAGAAGGGUAGAUUAGGCAAAGGUGGUGUUCCAAACAUCGAAAGUGCCGCUAGGGCAGUGGUCACAGACUGGAGAGAUGGAAGAAUCAUCGGCUGGAUCGAGGCACCAAAGUUAGAAGUCGAAACAAGCGGUAGUUCUGACGCUGUCACUUCCGAUGGCAAGCUGAAGGACUCAAAGGAGAUUGUAACUCAAUGGGCGGAGGAAUUCAAGAUCGAAGGACUAUGGGGCAACGAUGCGGAUGUUAUGGAAUAG
Molecule: messenger RNA, 1575 nt
Organism: Orbilia oligospora ATCC 24927
Lineage: Eukaryota; Fungi; Ascomycota; Orbiliomycetes; Orbiliales; Orbiliaceae
Exons: 3
Coding region: 1-1575 (524 amino acids)
Cellular component (GO): nucleolus
Molecular function (GO): GTP binding
Source: RefSeq, a predicted model, not a curated record